AUGGCACAUCUUUUACUAUUUCUGUGCAUUAAUUCUAUUCAAUUGUAUUUCACUAUUUUACGAGUUGGAAAUCCUCCAAGAAGUUAUUUUCUUGAUGUCGAUACAGGGAGUGACUUAACUUGGAUGCAGUGUGAUGCUCCAUGCACAAGUUGUGGAAAGGGAGCUCAUGUUCUAUACAAGCCAACAAGAUCCAAUCGAGUAUCAUCCAUGGACUCUCUCUGCUCGGAUGUUCAGAAAAAUCAGAGGAAUGUGCAUCGCGGAAGUUUGCAACAGUGUGACUAUGAAAUUGAAUAUGCAGAUCAGAGUUCUUCCUUGGGGGUUCUUAUUAGAGACGAACUUCAUCUUGUAACUACUAAUGGAUCCAAAACCAAGCUAAAUUUUGUUUUUGGGUGUGGAUAUGAUCAGGAAGGCUUACUUUUGAACACAUUAGCAAAAACAGAUGGAAUCAUGGGACUGAGCAGGGCAAAAGUCAGCCUACCAUACCAGUUAGCAAGUAAAGGGCUUAUUAAGAAUGUGGUUGGUCAUUGCUUAAGCAAUGAUGAAGUUGGUGGUGGUUACAUGUUCUUGGGUGACGAUUUCUUGCCAUAUUGGGGUACGACUUGGGUACCUAUGGCCUAUACCCUUACUACGGAUUUAUACCAAACUGAGAUUCUUGGAAUCAAAUAUGGAAAUCGGCAAGUCAGUUUUGAUGCCGAAAGCAAAGUAGGAAAGGUGGUUUUUGAUAGUGGGAGUUCUUAUACAUAUUUCCCAAAAGAAGCAUACUUGGAUCUUGUUGCUUCUCUUAAUGAAGUUUCUGGGUUGAGACUCGUUCAAGAUGAUUCAGAUACUACUUUACCCAUUUGCUGGCAAGCAAAUUUCCCAAUCAAAUCUGUCAAAGAUGUCAAGGAUUACUUCAAGACCUUAACUCUUCGGUUUGGAAACAAGUGGUGGGUUUUGUCCACAAUGUUUCAGAUACCUCCCGAGGGUUACUUGAUCACUAGUAACAAAGGCCACGUGUGCUUGGGUAUCCUUGAUGGUAGUAAUGUAAACGAUGGUUCCUCAAUUAUUCUUGGAGCAGAAUUAGUGCCACUUGUUGAGUCACCAUUGAAAUCAAAUGCUAUUGAUAAUCUAUCACUAUUAGAACAUUUCAUUGAGAGGAUACUUAGUUGUAUCACACUUUCCAUCACUUAUCACGCGACAAACCCCCCACCACCAACAAUGCCGGAACAGCCGCCACCGCCUCCUCCUCCGCCGCCAUCACAACCCUUUUCGCCGGAGAACGACGUCGCAAUAUCCCCCCAAAACACCUCCGAAGAUCAAGACUCCUCCCUCCCCACCCAAACGACACCCGAGCCCGUCGUUCCGGACUCCCCAGACUCUACCACGACCCGACCCGACCCAAUUCCACAGCCACGAAAACGGCGCCGACGCAAGAAGUUCUUCACGGAACUCACUGCCACCUCCUCCACGCGCCGAAACGACGUAGCUAAGGACUGCGACGUGGAAGCCCUAAUCGCGAUCUCGGUGGGGUUCCCCGUGGACUCAUUAACCGAGGAAGAGAUCGAAGCGAACGUGGUUUCCACCGUCGGAGGCUCCGAACAAUCGAACUACAUCGUCGUUCGAAACCACAUAUUGGCGCGGUGGCGGUCAAACGUUUCUGUCUGGUUAACUUGCGACCGGGCCCUGCGGUCGAUCCGGUCGGAGCACAAGGGUUUGGUCGAAACCGCAUACCGGUUUCUCCUGGAGCACGGUUACAUUAACUUCGGCCUCGCCCAAGAGAUAAAAACCCUAAAGUUGAAACCUUUGGAUGAUUCGGAUCGAGGAACGGUGAUUGUGAUCGGUGCCGGACUCGCGGGUUUGGUUGCAGCUAGACAAUUGGUGUUUAUGGGGUUUAAAGUUGUGAUUUUGGAGGGAAGAACCCGACCCGGUGGAAGGGUUAAAACGAAGAAGAUGAGCGGUGAUGGUGUUGAGGCUGCAGCGGAUUUCGGUGGGAGUGUCCUCACUGGGAUAAAUGGGAACCCUCUUGGGGUACUAGCUAGGCAAUUGGGUUUGCCUUUGCAUAAGGUCAGGGAUAUUUGCCCUCUGUAUUUGCCUGAUGGGAGGAGUGUUGACUCUGAGGUUGACUCUAGGGUUGAGGUUUCGUUUAACAAGUUGUUGGAGAGGGUUUGUAAGCUCAGACAGGCGAUGAUUGAGGAGGUGAAGUCGGUGGAUGUGCCAUUGGGUACGGCAUUGGAGGCUUUCAGAAGGGUUUACAAGGUGGCUGAGGAUAAGGAGGAGAGGAUGUUGCUGAAUUGGCACCUUGCAAAUUUGGAGUACGCGAAUGCGACUCUGAUGGCGAAUUUGUCAAUGGCGUAUUGGGAUCAAGAUGAUCCCUAUGAAAUGGGGGGUGAUCAUUGCUUCAUUCCUGGGGGGAAUGAGACAUUUGUUCGCGCCUUGGCAGAGGAUCUGCCGAUUUUCUAUGGGAGGACUGUGGAGUGUGUGAAGUAUGGAAGUGAUGGGGUGGCGGUUUCUGCUGGUGGGAUGGAGUUUAGAGGCGAUAUGGUGCUUUGUACUGUGCCAUUGGGGGUGCUUAAGAAGGGGGACAUUGAGUUUGUGCCUGAGCUUCCUCAGAGGAAGAAGGAUGCUAUUCAUAGGUUGGGGUUUGGGUUAUUGAACAAGGUUGCAAUGUUGUUUCCUUAUAAUUUUUGGGGUGGGGACAUUGAUACGUUUGGUCAUUUGACUGAGGAUUUGAGUAUGAGGGGUGAAUUUUUUCUGUUCUAUAGCUACUCCUCGGUGUCUGGGGGGCCGCUUCUGGUGGCGCUUGUUGCUGGGGAGGCUGCGAUUAGGUUUGAGAUGAUGUCGCCGGUGGAAUCUGUGAAAAGGGUGUUGGACAUUCUGAAGGAUAUUUUUAAUCCAAAGGGGAUUGUUGUUCCGGAUCCGGUUCAGGCGGUGUGUACACGGUGGGGGAAAGAUCACUUUGCAUAUGGAUCUUACUCCUAUGUUGCUGUUGGGUCUUCAGGAGAUGAUUAUGACAUUCUUGCAGAGAGUGUUGGGGAUGGAAGAGUGUUCUUUGCUGGAGAGGCAACUAGCAAGCAGUAUCCUGCGACUAUGCAUGGAGCGUUUCUCAGUGGAAUGAGAGAGGCUGCAAACAUUUUGAGAGUGGCAAAGAGGAGGUCUUCAAUGCCUAGUUUUGACACAUCAAGAAGUAUCUCACAGGAAGAUGUUGAUUUGCACAAAUUGUUUGUGAAACCUGAUAUGACAUUUGGAAGCUUCACUGCUUUGUUUGAUCCAAAACUGAAUGAUCUUGAUUCCAAUUCAUUACUGAGGGUUAAAAUUGGAGGUGCUGUAUUGGGCUCUGGCAGUCUGUACCUCUAUGCCUUGCUUUCAAAGAAGCGGGUCGUUGAGUUGAGUCAGGUGGAGGGAGAUGAGAACAGGAUGAGAAUUUUAAACCGCAAUUUCGGUGUGAGUUUGGUUGGAAGGAAGGGUUUAAGUGCUGCUGCUGAAUCUCUUAUUGCCAGCAUAAAACUGUCUAGACAAAACUUUAAUGAUCUGGAAAAUGGUCUUACGGCUGGGAAAGAAUAUUCUUAG
This is a messenger RNA of Sphenostylis stenocarpa, 3546 nucleotides long. The record is from the annotation of a GenBank genome assembly. NCBI's taxonomy places the organism in Eukaryota, Viridiplantae, Streptophyta, Magnoliopsida, Fabales, Fabaceae.